AUAUAAUCGUUUACUCGUCUCACACAGGCAUUGACUGGAGAGAGAGAAAGAGACGGGAGGAGAGAGAAAGCUAGUUAGCUAAACAUGGAGCUCUAAAUUACAUUUGAAGAUCGCUGUAGGGUUUUUAGCCUUAUCGCAUCACAUAUCUAGAGGUGUACGACUUGUCAUCGAUUGUGCAACGUUCGUGUUUCUAGGAUCAAUAUUUAACUUAUUUUUAUUUUCUUGUCCAAUUAUGGAAGAGGAUGAGCAAUAGGAAAAGAAGCAUAUGAAAAGAUUUCUCAAAAUCCUCACUCCCCAAUUAUUCCUUUCUUCAAUUAGUGAAUUUUAUUUCACUAAUUGACCUUUAAUUUAUCCACACAACACUGUUUAUAUUUUCUUUUGUCUUGCUCCAAAAUUUCAAGAAAACAGUAGCAUAAAGUUGAAAAAUUAAGGUACACAAGAAGAUGGGAGAAAGCAGUGGCUCACAAUGUUCCAAGACAAGUCCUUCUAACAUUGAUGAAGAUGACGAGGGUGAAAGUGAGGCCAAUGAAGAUCAAAGUAAGCAAAACAACAACGGAGGAAGCUCAAGUAACAGCACAGUGGAAGAGAAUGAGAAGAAGAUAAGGCCUUAUGUUAGAUCCAAGAUGCCAAGGCUUCGGUGGACACCUGAUCUUCAUCUUCGCUUUAUUCAUGCGGUUCAACGACUUGGAGGACAAGAGAGAGCAACACCAAAAUUGGUUCUUCAAUUGAUGAACAUCAAAAGUUUAAGUAUUGCCCAUGUCAAGAGUCAUUUACAGAUGUUUAGGAGCAAAAAGGUGGAUGACCGAAAUCAAGUAUUUGCGGAUCAUAACAGUCUUGUUGAAACCGGAGACAAAAAUAUUUAUAAUCUUAGCCAACUUUCAAUGCUCCAAGGGUAUAAUCCGAGUCAAAGUUCAUCCUUCAGCUACACAAACAAUUAUCCAAGUUAUGGAUUCGGGGAUGCUUCUUUUGGUGUCUACGAGAAACUGCUACAAAGACCUUUCGAUUGGUCUAAUGCAAUUUCUUCUCGGGAAGGUUCAUCCAUUUUUGGUGAACAAAGCAAAAUCCGUGAACCGAAAGAUGAGUUUCUCUCAUUUGGUGCUCAUGAUCACUCUCUAAGCACACCCACAAGAUUAAGCCACGUUGAUCACACGCCACCAAUCAAUAUUAUGCAACAAAUAGCACAAAAUCUCAUGCCUAUAAACCCAACAACAAAUCAACCAGAAUUGAAGACACUGAAAAGGAAGGCUUCAGAUCAUACAACCCUUGAUUUGGAUCUGUCACUAAAACUAAACUCAAAGAUUAAUGAUGCUGAAGAAGGAACAUUAAAUAACCAUGAAGUUGAUAGCACAAACCUAUCACUCUCAUUGUGCUCUCAAUUAUCCUCAUCAUCUAAUCCUAGCAGCAGGUUGAUCAAGGAAGCACAACAAGAUCGAUGUGAUGAACAAGGGAAAAUAAUGGCCAGUACUCUAGAUCUGACUAUAUGAAUGAGACAAAUUCUCAGUGAGAUCUUGAGGUACUUGUCAGAAAACUAUGCUUUUUUAUAUAACCAAAUUCUUACAUUUAUCUGACUUAGUUAUGUAUGUUUCUUGUCUCUUUCUGUAUGACUGUCAAAUACAUGAACUAGCUAGAUGAAUGAAUCAUGAUUUUAAAUUCCA
This is a messenger RNA of Glycine soja, 1655 nucleotides long. RefSeq names its product two-component response regulator ARR18-like. The transcript has 5 exons. The record is from RefSeq and is a predicted model, not a curated record. Gene Ontology annotation, biological process: regulation of DNA-templated transcription; abaxial cell fate specification. Bases 444 to 1484 code for a protein of 346 amino acids. Gene Ontology annotation, molecular function: transcription cis-regulatory region binding. NCBI's taxonomy places the organism in Eukaryota, Viridiplantae, Streptophyta, Magnoliopsida, Fabales, Fabaceae.